CAGGCGCGCCGCCCUACCGGCCCUGGCGCUCGGGCCACAUCCCAGCCGACCAGCACCGGCCAAUCGAACCAACCACAAGGCCUCGUCGAUUCUGCAGCUCUUCCCCAAACGCGCGGGUGCCUCCCAACGCUGGGGCCAGGCAGCCUAUCAGAAGCAACAACGGCAUCCCGGGGUUGACCAGCUCUUUAAAGCUGUUUUCAGCAUCGCCGAUUGGUGUUCUUUUGUUACUUUUAUAUAGUUUGCCUGUGUUGUCGGCGGCCCUCGUGCUGCCGCUUUGUCGGAGUCUCUUGCCACGCAUUGUUGGCAAAGUUAGGCACAACGCGGCGGUGGCUCAGCAGGGGGCGUGACGGCGGAGGGCUGAGAGACUCUCUCUUUCCUCCUCUUUUUCCCGCCUCCCGCGGCGCUCCUGCCCUUGCCGAGCACCGCUGAACAGUCAGGCAUGGCAGCUAGUGGCGGACUGGACAUGGCGCUGCAACAGCAACAGCAACACCAACACCAACAACAACCUCGGCUGCAGUACAGCUCGUCACCGUCGCUCUCGUCGCCGCCGUCGGCACUGUCGGAGCCUGGCUCUCCGGCGCGCGUCAUCAACGCCGUCAUCAACGCCGGCCGCGCCAACAUUGAGAUGGACGAGAUCAUCGUCGAACCCAGCUCCGCAGCUCAGUUCGGCAUCAUGCAGCAACUCCACCCCUCCGAACCACCCUCGAACGUCCCGCUGACCGCCGCCGGUCUUCCAAGAAAGAAGCCCGGCCGCAAGCCCGGCAGCACCCUCAAGCCGAAGGUCCCCCCCGCCGAUGGCAGCUCCACCAACGCCGACCAGCCCAAGCAGCGGCGGCCGCGGAAGCCCAAGGAUCCCAAUGCCCCUCCCGUCCAGAGGAAACGCAAGGCGGCCGCCGCCGAAGGUAGCGACGCCACCUCCGAGCCGGACGCGAGGUCCGUCUCGGGCCCGCCUCGGCAGACCAAGAUCACCGAGCUCACACCGAUGCGCAUGGCCCUGGACGCGCGGUCCCCGCCCGUCGAUAUCGGCUUCGCCCCGCCGAUCCCGAAGCGGGAGAGCGGCUCGAGUUCCAUGAACAUGCAGAACCUUCUGAACGAGGAGCCCCAGCCGAAACCUCCGCCCGCCGCCCCUGCGAGGCAGAUGUACGACCCCAUCAGGAGCAAUUACGAUCCGAUCCGGGAAUCCAUGGCGGCGCGUGACCCGUACGGCACGGGACCGCUUGGCUCGCCCCGCGCACCCGCCCAGGCUGUCAACCGGGCCAGCGCGUCGCCCUCGAUCGCAAGCUUGGUAGACCCGCAGCCUGUUGCCCCCGUCAUCUCCCCCCGCCCGUCCCAUACGUCGUACACAAACCCGGCGCCCCAGCCGCGUUUCCACGAUUCGGCGUCCUCCUUGCCUCCCUCGCCGUCGCACGCCGUACGGAGCACUCCUCAACCUCUACCCAAGCCCGCCCUCGCCGACGCAAGGCGUCCUCCACCGCCGCCUGCGGCCCAAACAUCGACCAACAAGGCCGAAUCGAAGACGACGUCUUUCACCAGCAUGACGAGUCUCCCAAGCGCCACGUCCGCUGCUGCGACACCAGCGGCAGCGCCGCCAGCGCCGCCGCAGAGCAAGAAGAUCGCGGCCGUGGUCCAGCAGGAGCGCGAGUCGAACAAAAAGGCCCGCAGCAGCUCGUCGUCCUCGCCUAAAAUUAGCAGCCUCCGCGACGCGCUCCCUCCGCUCCCCGGCGGGGAGCGAUCCAUCCUCGACUUCGGCAAGGCGCGUCCCGGCGAGGAGGUCGAGGCGCCCAGCAUCUCGCUGCGUAUCCCCAUCAACCCGGGCGAGACCAACAAGUACGUCAACUUCAUGCGCAUGGCCGAGGAGCGCUACGGCUGGGAUGCGCUACAUCCACGCCUGGCCGCGAGCCGCGAGCGCAAGGCGCGCAUUGCCGCGGCGACGGCCGCGCUGGAGCGGAACGGCAGCGGGCGGGACUCGGGCGAGGAUAUGGACGAGGACAUCCUGCAGGGGUCGGACGCCGGCGAGAGCAACGUGGAGAUGGGCGGGACAGGCGCCGCGAACGGCAACGGGGCACCGGCGAAGCCGCCAAGGAAAAAGCGCAACUUCAAGGAGGACGAGUACGACAGGGACGACGACUUCGUGGACGACUCGGAACUGCUCUGGGAGGAACAGGCGGCCGCCAGCAAGGACGGCUUCUUCGUCUACUCUGGGCCCCUGGUCCCGGAGGUCGAGAAGCCUGCCGUCUCGCAGGACAGACCGAGACGGGGCCGCGGCGGGCGCGGGAGGGGAGGCAGGGGCGGCGCAACCAGGGGCGAAGGAACGGGGCGCGGGAGAGGCGGCGGGCCGGGCUCGCGUGGCGGCACGGUCCGCAAGCCGCGGAUUACAAAGCUCGAGAAGGAGCAGCGCGAUCGCGAGAAGGCCGAGCGCGAAAAGCUGGCGCAGAUGGCGUCCAAGUCGGGCGCCGGCGCCGCGGCGGCUGCCGCCGGUCUGUUGUCGCUCAAUGGGACGCCUGCGCCGGGUCAGGGCGCGGUGCCCGGGAUGGCCAUGUGAGAUUUCUGUGU
This is a messenger RNA of Thermothielavioides terrestris NRRL 8126, 2553 nucleotides long. RefSeq lists its product as uncharacterized. Bases 464 to 2542 code for a protein of 692 amino acids. The transcript has a single exon. The record is from RefSeq and is a predicted model, not a curated record. Lineage: Eukaryota; Fungi; Ascomycota; Sordariomycetes; Sordariales; Chaetomiaceae.